GCCGCCGACUCGGCGCUGCGGGCUGGAGCGGGCGGCCGGGCGGCUGCCUGUCCAGGCCGGGGCUGGCCGCGCCUCGCGUCGCCGUGCAGUGCGCCGGGUCUCCGGGAGAUGGCUUCUCCGCUCCCGCCCGCUGCUCCCGCUAUUGUCUCACCCGGGGUGGCCUGACUCUGCGGGCUCGCGCACGCUCCGGACCCGGAGGGCUCCCCCGCGCCCCCGGAGCGGGUCCCGGCGCCCUUUCCUGCCUUCCCCGCCGCCCCGGGGUGGGGGCCCCAGGGCCGGCGCUCGCGGCGGGCAGCGCGGAGAGGGGAGCGGCCCGGGCGCGGGCGGUGCGCGGCCGGCGCGCCCGGGUGCUGGGGACGCCUGGAGCUGCGGAGCCGGCAGCCCGCGUCGCCGAGCACACGCCACGUCGGGUCUCGCAGGGAAGCCCGCAGCGAGCACAGACUCCAAUGGGUUAGCCCCGCCCAGCCCGGGAGGCCUUGAGACGCAUGAGGACUUGGGGCUUGAGCACGGGAGCAGUGAGGUGUCUCCACACUGCCUCUCAUCUCUUCCCUCCGGGGUUCCAUUCAGCUGACUGCCAGCUCCCGGUGUCUGAUCUACGUCGCGAGCUCUAGGAAGGAAAGUUUUGAAAGGAGCCACAAGCUGCCUGAACUCUUCCAUCCCUGACUUUCUUCUUACUCAAGUUCUCAAUCUGCAGGGUUUGUGGUUAAAAAGCCUGAUGCAGGGCCCAGUGAAACCCAAGAAGAAGCUGUUCCUAUGAGCUUCAGAGCCAUACCAGAGAUGGAAUUACCAAACCCAGACAGAGCCUCCAGCAAGGACAGAUUUGGGAUCACAUCGGACUCAGGGUGGGCACAGCUCUACUCCCUGUGCCUUGUGUUCAGCAUGUUCGGGACAGAGCAAUUGUUCCAGAAGGUUCUGUCAGAGGUCCCACAUCUGAGUGGAGAAGAGGUGAAGAUAAGAGGGACUCUGUCCCUGAAGUCACAGGCCCUGUGGCCCUGGGUUGGGACAGAAGACUCUCAGCAGAGGUCCAUCCUCUUUGGAGGUGCCCAGACACCAUGCCAGAAUCCUGUACACCUGACACUGGGAGGAAGUAGAAGACUUCCUUGUCUCCUCUGCUCCCCAUCCUCACCAUGUCUUCGACUCAGGGCAAUGGGGAACACUGGAAGUCCCUGGAGUCGGUGGGCAUCAGCCGCAAGGAGCUGGCCAUGGCCGAAGCCCUGCAGAUGGAGUACGACGCGCUGUCCCGGCUCCGGCAUGACAAGGAGGAGAGCAAAGCCAAGCAGAACACAGACUCCGCUCUCAUCAGCUGGGAUGAGCCCGUCCUAGACUUCUACAGCAAGCCGGCAGGAAGGCAGAAGGACCUCAAACUCUUACGUGGUCUUUCUGGCUCCGAUCCUACCCUCAAUUACAACUCACUCUCCCCACAGGAAGGGUUAUCCAACCACUCUACCUCCCAGGGCUCCCAGCCUGGCCCGGAUCCCUGGCCAAAAGGCUCUCUGGCUCGAGACUAUCUCUACAUCUUUGAUGGUUCAGAUGAGGGGCUCUCUUUGUCCCCGGGGGACAUAGGACUGGGGGACAUAGAUGGCUCUUCCAAGAAACUGUCCCCACCUCCUCUGCCUCCCCGUGUCUCUAUCUGGGACACCCCUCCACUGCCUCCCAGAAAGGUGUCUCCCUCGUCCUCCAAGAUCUCCCAGCCCAAUGACUUCAACACGUUCUCUUUGGUGGAGCAACCUCCAGGCAAACUGCUGGGGCGUCGCAUCCUAGAGGAGGAAGAGGAGCGGGGGGGCGGGGGUCCGGGGCGCGUCCUGGGGCCUGUGGACUAUGACGGUAUCAAUGAUGCGAUCACGCGCCUCAACCUGAAGUCCACCUACGAUGCGGAGAUGUUGCGUGACACCACCAGGGGCUGGAAGGAGGGCCGGGGGCCCCUGGACUUUGGCGGCAAGGACACUCCUGGGAAACCUGUGGCCCGGAGCAAGACCAUGCCCCCUCAGGUGCCGCCGCGCACCUAUACCUCCCGCUAUGCCAAUGGGAAAAAUAAGACCCCGGGCAAGAACCGCCGGAUUUCCGCCACGCCGGUGGACUCACGGCGCCAUGCUGUUGCCAAUGGCCAUGAAUUGUUUGAGGUCUCAGAGGAAAGAGAUGAGGAAGUUGCUGCGUUUUGCCACAUGCUGGAUGUCCUUCGAUCUGGCUCGGACAUCCAAGACUACUCCCUCACUGGAUAUGUCUGGAGUGCUGUCACCCCGAGCCCAGAGCACCUCGGGGAUGAGGUCAACCUGAAGGUGACUGUGUUGUGUGACAGCCUACAGGAGCCGCUCACUUUUACCUGCAACUGUUCUUCCACUGUAGACUUGCUCAUCCACCAGACUCUGUGCUACACCCACGAUGAACUGAGGGGUGUGGACGUGGGGAACUUUGUGCUGAAGCCCUGUGGGCUGGAGGAGUUCCUGCAGAAUAAGCAUGCCCUGGGCAGCCACGAGUACAUUCAAUAUUGCCGCAAGUUCGACAUCGACAUUCAGCUACAGCUGAUGGAGCGGAAAGCUGUACGCAGUGACCUGGCCCGGACGGUGAAUGAUGACCAGAGCCCCUCCACCUUGAACUACCUCGUCCAUCUGCAAGAGAGGCCAGUCAAACAGACCAUCAGCAGGCAGGCCCUGGAUCUUCUGUUCGACACAUACCAUAAUGAAGUGGAUGCUUUCCUGCUGGCUGAUGGCGUCUCCAAAGCUAAGGGACAUAGAGGUGUCCCCCCAGCUGCUGUACUUGAAUGUACACCAGAGUGUGCAUCCUAUGAGCAAUGCCCAGGAACCUCUGAUUUGAGACGCUCCGAUGUGCUGGAGUCACAGGGGGAUUUCCCACUGAAGGCCGACAGGGUGGUCCAGUCCGUCAAAGCCAUCUGCAACGCCCUAGCCGCCGUGGAGACCCCUGAGAUCACCAGCGCCCUCAACCAGCUGCCCCCCUGCCCCUCCCGCAUGCAGCCGAAAAUUCAGAAGGAUCCCACUGUCUUGGCUGUGAGGGAAAACCGAGAGAAGGUUGUGGAAGCUCUGACAGCCGCCAUCUUGGACCUGGUGGAGCUAUACUGCAGCACGUUCGAUGCGGACUUCCAGACGGCCGUGCAUGGGAGCCGCAAGCACGAUCUGGUCCAGGAGGCCUGCCAUUUCUCUGGGCCCCUGGCCUUCACUGUCUAUGCCACCCACCGCAUCCCCAUCACCUGGGCUACCAGCUAUGAAGAUUUCUACCUCUCCUGCUCCCUCAGCCAUGGCGGGAAGGAACUAUGCAGCCCCCUGUACACCCGAAGGGCUCACUUUUCCAAGUACCUCUUCCACCUCAUCAUCUGGGACCAGCAGAUCUGCUUCCCUGUGCAGGUGAACCGGCUGCCUCGGGAGACCCUGCUGUGUGCCACACUCUACGCUCUGCCCAUCCCCUUGCCUGGGAGCUCCUCGGAGGCCAAUAAGCAGCGGCGUUUGCCGGAAGCCCUGGGCUGGGUCACUACCCCACUCUUCAACUUCAGGCAAGUCCUGACCUGUGGUCGGAAGCUUCUGGGCUUAUGGCCAGCAACACAGGAAAACCCCAGUGCCCGUUGGAGCGCACCUAAUUUCCACCAGCCAGAUAGCGUCAUCCUGCAGAUCGACUUCCCCACCUCAGCCUUCGACAUCAAGUUCACCAGCCCCCCUGGAGACAAGUUCAGCCCCCGCUAUGUGUUUGGCAGCCUCCGGGAGGAAGACCAACGUGUGCUUAAGAACAUCAUGCAGAAGGAGUCCUUGUACUGGCUCACCGAGGCCGACAAGAAGCGCCUGUGGGAGAAGCGAUACUAUUGCCAUUUGGAGGUGAACUCCCUCCCCCUGGUGCUCGCCAGCGCCCCCAGCUGGGAGUGGGCUUGCUUGCCCGACAUCUAUGCUCUCCUGAAGCAGUGGACCCACAUGAAUCACCAGGAUGCCCUGGGGCUCCUGCAUGCCACCUUCCCGGACCAGGAGGUGCGAAGGAUGGCCGUCCAGUGGAUUGGCUCGCUGUCGGACGCUGAGCUCCUCGACUACUUGCCUCAGCUUGUGCAGGCCCUGAAGUACGAGUGUUACCUGGAUAGCCCCUUGGUGCGCUUCCUCCUGAAACGAGCCGUCUCUGACUUGAGAGUGACUCACUACUUCUUCUGGCUCCUGAAGGACGGCCUCAAAGACUCUCAGUUCAGCAUCCGCUACCAGUACCUGCUGGCAGCCUUGCUGUGCUGCUGUGGCAAGGGCCUGAGAGAGGAGUUUAACCGCCAGUGCUGGCUCGUCAAUACCCUGGCCAAGCUGGCCCAGCAGGUCCGAGAGGCCGCCCCAUCUGCGCGGCAGGGGAUCCUCCGCACGGGCCUGGAGGAGGUGAGGCAGUUCUUUGCCCUGAUCGGCUCCUGCCGCCUGCCACUCAGCCCUAGUCUGCUGGUUAAGGGCAUCGUGCCCAGGGACUGUUCCUACUUCAACUCCAACGCUGUCCCUCUCAAGCUGUCCUUCCAAAAUGUGGAUCCACUGGGCGAGAACAUCCGUGUCAUCUUCAAGUGUGGGGACGACCUUCGCCAGGACAUGCUAACCCUGCAAAUGAUUCGCAUCAUGAGCAAGAUCUGGGUCCAAGAGGGGCUGGACAUGCGCAUGGUCAUUUUCCGCUGCUUCUCCACUGGCCGGGGGAGAGGGAUGGUGGAAAUGAUCCCCAAUGCCGAGACGCUGCGCAAGAUCCAGGUGGAGCACGGGGUGACUGGUUCCUUCAAGGACCGGCCCCUGGCAGACUGGCUGCAGAAACACAACCCCGGGGAGGACGAGUAUGAGAAGGCUGUGGAGAACUUCAUCUACUCCUGUGCUGGCUGCUGCGUGGCCACGUAUGUCCUGGGCAUCUGUGACCGGCACAAUGACAAUAUCAUGCUGAAGACCACUGGCCACAUGUUCCACAUAGACUUUGGCCGCUUCCUGGGCCAUGCUCAGAUGUUCGGCAACAUCAAGCGGGACCGUGCCCCCUUUGUCUUCACCUCGGAUAUGGCGUAUGUCAUCAACGGGGGUGACAAGCCUUCCAGCCGCUUCCAUGAUUUUGUUGACCUUUGCUGCCAAGCCUACAACCUCAUUCGCAAGCACACCCACCUCUUCCUCAACCUCCUGGGCCUGAUGUUGUCCUGUGGGAUCCCCGAGCUCUCAGACCUGGAGGACCUCAAAUAUGUUUAUGAUGCUCUAAGGCCUCAGGACACAGAAGCCAAUGCUACUACCUACUUCACCAGGUUGAUUGAGUCCAGCCUGGGCAGUGUAGCCACAAAGCUCAAUUUUUUCAUCCACAACCUGGCUCAGAUGAAGUUCACAGGCUCAGACGACCGGCUGACCCUUUCCUUUGCCCCCCGAACACACACACUCAAGAGCUCUGGCCGCAUCAGUGAUGUUUUCCUCUGCCGCCACGAGAAGACUUUCCACCCCAACAAGGGCUACGUUUAUGUAAUAAAGGUGAUGCGAGAGAACACUCAUGAGGCCACUUACAUCCAACGGACGUUUGAGGAGUUCCAGGAAUUACACAAUAAGCUACGGCUGCUCUUCCCUUCUUCCCAACUGCCCAGCUUCCCUAGUCGCUUCGUGAUUGGACGCUCCCGGGGGGAGGCGGUGGCCGAGCGGCGGAGGGAGGAGUUAAACCGCUACAUCCGGCACUUGACCCACGAAGCCCCCGAGGUGGCCGAGUGUGAUUUGGUGUACACCUUCUUUCACCCCCUGCCCCGAGAUGAGAAGGCUGCGGGCACCAGUGCAGCUCCUAAGUCCUCAGACGGCUCAUGGGCCCGGCCUGUCGGGAAGGUGGGCGGGGAGGUGAAGCUGUCCAUCUCCUACAAAAACAAUAAACUCUUCAUUAUGGUGAUGCAUAUUCGGGGCUUGCAACUGCUCCAGGAUGGGAAUGACCCGGAUCCCUACGUCAAGAUUUACCUCCUCCCUGACCCUCAGAAAACCACUAAGAAGAAAACCAAAGUGGCCCGGAAAACCUGCAACCCCACGUACAAUGAGAUGCUGGUGUAUGAUGGGAUCCCCAAGGGAGACCUGCAGCAGCGGGAGCUGCAGCUGAGUGUGCUGAGUGAGCAAGGAUUCUGGGAGAACGUUCUCCUCGGGGAGGUGCACAUCCGUCUGCGAGAGCUGGACCUGGCCCAGGAGAAGACUGGCUGGUUCGCACUGGGAUCUCGAAGUCACGAGACCUUGUCCUUCCCUAGAAGAUGAUGAGGACCUCCAUAGCAAAAGAAAAGAACAGCACAAUUUCCAGAGAUGGCGUUACCAUCUCGAAGCGCCUGACGGAUCCCCACGAUUACUAAUGUGACGGGUGUUGCUCCCUUGGAGGUCAUUCCCUGGGUGUAUAAACAAGCUGUAGAACUGCCCUGCCCUGCCUGUGCCAGGCCUGCCCAUUGUGACUCCACCUUUUUGUGGUAACCAUCCUUUUUGUGGUAACUGUUCCUUAAAGGAGAACCACGAUUUGAGGUCGAACACAAACACAUGAAUUGAUGGUUCCUGCUCUCCAAGGAGGGAGAAUAAUUAGGAGAUUAGGGGUGAAAUCUAAGAGGCUGAUGUACGGCUAUUUGCUGAGUUUUCUGGAUCGGGUUUUUUCCAGUUAGGGCUUCAUCUCCCUUAACUAUCUGCUCAGCAUUCUGCUUCCUAUUGCAUUCCUGUGAACCAGGGCAGUCCUUCUCAGGGAGCGGAGAGAGAGGGUGCCACGUUGCUCGAGGUAUGGAGAGUCACUAUGUCUGAUUAUGGAGUUGUACAUGGGACAGGCUUGGAAGGAGGAAAAGAGCCUAAAGAACUGCUGGGCCGGGGUCUCAUGCUGUUCUCUGUUUCCCUCUUAGAGCUAGCAGCCAAGACCAGGUGGUACCAGGACUGUUCUUUGGUAAGUUGGUAUUGGCCCCGAGGCGCUGCCCCCAGCACACACACUUCCGGUGUGCAGAAUGGAAGGCCGGUGUGUGUUUGCAUACGGUUUUCUCUGCCUGCAGUGGCUGGGCCACCUUUCAGCUGUAUUACAGUGGUGCUCUUCCUGCCUUGUGUUUCUGCUGGAUUUGACUGAGUAGCAAGCGGAGGAGAUGUUUUGUUUUUUGGGGUUUUGGGGUGUGGUUUCUACCUUCAGGAAUUUACAGAGGAGUUUUUUUGUUUUGUUGACUUCCGACGACCUUCCCCAAGACAACCUGCUGUGAGUCACAGCUUGACUGGCCUGGGGGGUGUGGCCCAGGACUGCCUAAGAGAUGGCAGUUUUUUAGAGGAAUAUUGACUUACAGAAGAGAAGUCUUGCUGGGAAGUCAAAGGGCUGAAGCAGGUGCAUGUUCUUGCAGUUAAUUUCCCAGGUCAUUUCAGGGGGGAUGACAAGUUAUGUUUAGCAGGUGUCCCUUCUUCUGCCUCCCAUUUGGCGUAGACCCCCUUCAGGGUCCAUUGGGAAUAUUUACCUUCCUUGAUCAGGUUUCAUCUCCCCCCCAAAGGCUUCCCUGAUGAUGACUUCAUCUGUGUAUCCUCACGGAGUUCAUUACGUUGUUCUCAGUGUUACAGCCCCCUGUCGCCCUUUCUCUCACUGUUCAUGUCACACUGAGUUGUAGCUGUUUGCGCUUCCAUUUCUUCCUACAGACUGUCCACCUCUUUGCUGGAAGGGUCCUCAGCACAGUAACCAGAAUGUCUUAGGUGCACAAUAUACUUUGUUUUAACUCAAGUGACAAUUUCCAUAGCCGCCUUCUCCCAGUGGAUAGGCUCCCGGCCAACACACACAAUUAAGUAAUGUAUUGAUUCGUGUGUUUCAAAAAAGCAAUUAAAUGUGUGGAAAAUUCUAUUUUCAAUGUAUACGUUAUGCUUAUUUAUACUACUUGAGAUGUUUUUGAGAAGCUAGUAUUACUAGUGAUGACUUUAAAACUAUGGUUUUAAAUCAGUUGAUGUCAUAUCUUCAUUACAAAUCUUUCAAGUGACAGCAUGAGGUGCAUGGGAACUUGAUCAGUGUCAUGAAAGGCACUUCCUCAUUGGGUAAAUAUAGAGCAUUUCCAUUACCCCAAAAAAGUUCCCUCCUGCUCUCUCUUUUUUUUUAAGGUCUACAUGCAACGUGGGGCUUGAACUCAAGACACCGAGAUCAAGAACCGCAUGUGCUCUACCGACGAGCCAGCCAGGCGCCCCUCCCUCAUACUCUUGUAUUCAACCAACCUGCAGCUUUUGGCAGCUGAUGAUCUGCUUUUUGUCACUAUUUUACCUUUUCUAGAGUUUUAUAAAAAUGGCAUUUUACAUACA
This is a messenger RNA of Callorhinus ursinus (northern fur seal), 8216 nucleotides long. The record is from RefSeq and is a predicted model, not a curated record. Lineage: Eukaryota; Metazoa; Chordata; Mammalia; Carnivora; Otariidae.